AUGGCAGAAAGAAACCAGACCCUGGUGACAGAGUUUGUUCUCACAGGACUCAAUGAGCGACCGGAGUUACAGGUGCUCCUCUUCCUGGUGUUCCUCAUCAUCUACCUCAUCACCAUGGUGGGCAACCUUGGACUGAUUGCUCUCAUCUGGAAGGACCCUCAUCUUCAUACUACUCCCAUGUACUUAUUCCUCAGCAGUUUAGCAUUUGCCGACGCAUGCACUUCGUCUUCUGUGACCCCCAAGAUGCUUGUCAAUUUUUUAUCUACAGAUCAUCAGAUAUCCCUGAGUGACUGCUUCACCCAAUUUUAUUGUUUUUGCUCCAGUGCAACCACAGAAUGUUUCCUCCUGCUAGUGAUGGCCUAUGACCGCUAUGUGGCCAUAUGCAACCCCCUGCUUUAUCCAGUGGUGAUGUCCAAUAAGCUCUGUACUCAGCUUAUACUUGUUACGUAUUUUAUAGGUAUCCUCAAUUCAACAAUUCAUGUGGGGUUGUUAGUUAGAUUAACGUUUUGCAGGUCCAAUGUUAUACAUUAUUUCUACUGUGAAAUUGUACAAUUAUUCACAAUUUCUUGCACUGAUCCUACACUUAAUAAGCUUGUGGUUUUCAUCUGCUCAACAUUUAUACAAGCCUUCACAUUUAUAAACAUUGUAGUCUCUUAUACCCGUGUGCUGUUUGCCAUCCUGAGAAAGAAGUCUGAGAAGGGCCGAAGCAAAGCUUUCUCUACCUGCAGUGUGCACCUGCUCUCUGUCUCUUUGUUCUAUGGAAAUCUGUUCCUCAUUUAUAUCCGUCCUGGGUCUGGACCAGCUGAAGAUAAGGAAAAACUGUAUUCUCUAUUUUACACAAUAAUAAUCCCCCUGCUAAAUCCAUUUAUUUAUAGUUUGAGGAAUAGAGAACUGAUAGACACUUUCAGCAAACUUUAUGUGAAAAAAAAUGAUGUUUGA
Molecule: messenger RNA, 939 nt
Organism: Peromyscus californicus insignis
Lineage: Eukaryota; Metazoa; Chordata; Mammalia; Rodentia; Cricetidae
Product: olfactory receptor 5AC1-like
Exons: 3
Coding region: 1-939 (312 amino acids)
Biological process (GO): sensory perception of smell; G protein-coupled receptor signaling pathway
Cellular component (GO): membrane
Molecular function (GO): G protein-coupled receptor activity; olfactory receptor activity; odorant binding
Source: RefSeq, a predicted model, not a curated record